This is a messenger RNA of Penicillium nucicola, 288 nucleotides long. RefSeq names its product putative C2H2 finger domain protein. The record is from RefSeq and is a predicted model, not a curated record. Lineage: Eukaryota; Fungi; Ascomycota; Eurotiomycetes; Eurotiales; Aspergillaceae. The transcript is spliced from 2 exons. The coding region runs from base 1 to 288 and encodes 95 amino acids.
AUGGAAUGCUACGGCUGCUACCAGACAUUCAAAAAGUUCUCUGGGAUGAUGAUACACCUGGAAUCUGGGAACUGCGAGUCGGAGGUGACCGCGGAUGAAAUUGAUGAAAUUGCUCACGACUGUUUCCAAAGCCGGAAGUAUAUUGAUGACGAUAUUGAAGGUGGAGGAUGGACUUACCUUUCGGCGCUUUACCAACAUGCAGAAGACGCCGGUCUCUGCUCUCAUUCAAUGAAGGGACAAGGUUGUCUGGCGAAAUUGGAACGUUUCAUUGCUAGUCGUCUUCGGUAG